Messenger RNA from Podarcis muralis (Common wall lizard), 2309 nucleotides. RefSeq names its product cytotoxic and regulatory T cell molecule (gene CRTAM). Gene Ontology annotation, biological process: cell recognition; positive regulation of natural killer cell mediated cytotoxicity directed against tumor cell target; detection of tumor cell. Lineage: Eukaryota; Metazoa; Chordata; Lepidosauria; Squamata; Lacertidae. Gene Ontology annotation, cellular component: plasma membrane. The record is from RefSeq and is a predicted model, not a curated record. Gene Ontology annotation, molecular function: signaling receptor binding.
AGCAUGUGUAACCUGAAGUACCACUGUAAACACUAGUAUGCACAACCACCUUAAUGAACAAGCUGAACUGGAAAUUGCGUGAGAUAGUUUUGCCUUUUCCAUAUACGAAGCAGCAAGGAAAGAUGAAGUGCAUGUUGGCCUUCAGAGAGGAAUCAGCAGAGGUGUCUGAUGUCAGCACUGCCCACAUAGAAAGUUAAUUUUAGAGCAGCCUAACAAGUGGCUACAAGUUUUCUUGACUUCAGCCACAGAGGAAAGUGUCCCCCGUCUGAAAGAUGUGAAGGGAGAGAGGAAAGGGGGCAGAUGCUGUCACUGCUGAGGUCAUGGCACAUGCACUUGGUUGCCUGUUGAAAAGGAGGAGCCAGCCGCAGGCCCCUGACUUCAGAAGCAAAGAGGAAGUUUCUUCGGUAGCAACUUGGGGGCUGCCGUUGAAGCAGACACCGUCCCAACAUGUCCCUCGUCUCGGCACUCUUUGAGCUGGCUUUGCUGCUGCAGCUGCUACAAGGGUCUUUUCAAGAAGCUCCCAUUGAAAACGUAACUGUAGUGGAGGGGGGAAAUCUGGAUCUACGCUGCGCUGUUGCUGGGGACAUCGGAUCUGCCGUGGAGUGGAAGAACCCACGUGGGUUUGUGAUUUUCUUCAGGAACACCCAGCGAGGCAUAAGAGAUCCAAGGUAUACACUUGUCCAUCAUUCAGCAGCUGACUUCUCUGUCCGUCUCUCCAACGUCACGGUGCGUGAUGAAGGAGUCUAUACAUGCCUCCACUACAUGGUGCCAACUGGAAGGAAGCAGGUGAACGUCAAUGUCUUAGCUGCUCCUUCCAGACCUCUGCUGGAAGCAACAAGGGUCAGAGUUCACGAUCAAGAGGAAAAGAUGGUGUUAAGGUGCUCCACCUGGGGUGCUAAACCCUCUCCUCAAAUUACGUGGCUGCUGGACAAUGGGAUGGAACUCUUUGGUGAUACUAAACACCAGCCGGAAGAGAAGAAAUGGAAUUCAACUAGCACCCUCACAGUCCACACCUACACCCAGAAGUCUGGCGUUACUUGUGUUAUUCGUCACAGAGCUCUCCGAGGAGGAAAUUUAACAGCAAAUUUACACCUUGGGCACAAUGAGCCUACCACAGACUUCACCCCAACAACACUUGCAGUUAGUACGAUAACUCCAGAAAACCUUCCCCAUUAUAAAGGGCCAGGCGAAGCAUUAAAUAUUACAGAAGGAAGCCUUGGAACACAAACACCACACACAAGUGCUGCAGCAGCAACUCUGAAUUCUAAUGCUACCAACGGCUCAGAAAAAAUAUUAAAUGCGACAGAAGAAAACCUUAGUAUACCAACUCUGUCUCCAACUGGAGGAGCAACAAUCCUGAAUUCUUAUGCCACUAAAGCGGGAUCAGAUAAAAUAUCCAAUGUGACAGAAGGAAAUUCUAGUACACAAACACCGUAUCCAGGUUCUGACACAGCAACUCUGAAUUCUCAGAGCACAAUUGGAACAAAUCUUACACAUGAAGGAAUCGUGAAACGAGCGAGCCUUUUGCUUCCCAUCCUUGUGACGGUGUUACUUUCUGCUCUCUUCAUCAUUGUCCUGCUUUUUGUGGUGAAACUGUGGAAGGCACACAGAGAAUGGAAGAAAGAAACUGAAGUUUCGGAUCAGACGCUUGAAAGUAACAAACCUCGGCCAAAUGAAGACAACCAUGGGCAGGAGAAGAAUAGAAAUGUUAUCCCUUGGAAGAUCAGUAAGAAAUAUGUAAUUGGAGGAUCGUGCACGAGGACAAUGAAGAAUUCAGAGGGGAGUCAAGAUUCAUCAGUCUUUGAAAAACAUUUGCCUUCCGUUAAGGAAACUGACCUGUGAGCAUCACUCCCUACUGAUAAUAUUGGACUAUGUACAAUGGCGCAGGACGGCAUUCACUUUAUUUAGCCUAUGGCUAAAUAGUCACCUUUCUGUGAAAAACACUUCAGAACCAACAUUUUCAACAGGAUUUCAAACCAGCGGGAACAACUGGUUCAUAAACGUGGGGUUCAAGCUGGGCUAAUUGUGUUGUAAAUAAAAAGACAAGCAUACUGCAAAAGCUGUUGAGAAUCUGCAACUUGUAUAUGUUAUGAUUGAGCUAGCAUCUUAAUAAAUACAAUACUUAGCACUUUGGAGCAUAAAAGCAGUUCACACAUUUUCCCAGUAAACUCUCCCAACAAUGCAGUACAGGUCAGAAUAAUUAUCCCCAUAUUGCAGAUGGGAAGACUGAAACUACCCAGAGGACUGACCUGAAGUGACUUAUCUGGUGUCUGACUGUGGUUUGAACUUGUUGGAAGCCCUGGGUGACC